This is a messenger RNA of Triticum dicoccoides, 4517 nucleotides long. RefSeq names its product disease resistance protein RGA5-like. The transcript is spliced from 3 exons. The record is from RefSeq and is a predicted model, not a curated record. Lineage: Eukaryota; Viridiplantae; Streptophyta; Magnoliopsida; Poales; Poaceae. Gene Ontology annotation, molecular function: ADP binding. Gene Ontology annotation, biological process: defense response to other organism. The coding region runs from base 63 to 2831 and encodes 922 amino acids.
CUGCCGCUCAGACCUCAGUGCCACCGGCCACCCCGACCCCGGCGCCGCCGGCCCCGCGAGCCAUGGAUCUGGCGACGAGGGCCACGGGCAGCCUCCUCCUCAAGCUCAGCGGCCUCCUUACGGACGAGUACAAGCUGCAGGCCGGAGUCAAGGAAGACGUACAGUACCUCAAGAGAGAGCUGACAAGCAUGUACGCCGCCCUCCGCAAGGUCGGGGACGUGCCGCGGGACGAGCUCGACGUGCAAGUCCAGCUCUGGGCCGACGACGUCAGGGACCUCUCAUACAGAAUGGAGGACCUCGUCGACAAGUUCCUGGUGCGCGUCGAGGGCCCCAAGGCUUCUUCCGCUGCCGCCGACAAACCACGCAAGCUCAAACGGCUCAUGGAGAAGAUGGGCGACCUGUUCACCAAGGGCAGGACUCGCCACCAGAUCGCCGACGAGGUCAAGGGCAUCAAGGCCCGUGUGCAGGAGGCAGCUGACCGGCGUGAUAGGUACAAGGUCGAUGAUGUGGUAGCUAAUCCUAGUAGCCUAGUCACGGUUGACCCUCGCCUGAUGUCUGUGUAUAAAGAUCGAAAAGAGCUCGUUGGCAUCGACGAGCCGUUGAGCAACCUAACUGAGAUGCUGACUGAUGGGGAUACUGAUGUGUCCAGGCAACUUAAGAUAGUUUCUAUUGUUGGAUUCGGAGGUCUUGGCAAGACUAGUCUUGCUAAAGCAGUGUAUGAUGAGCUCCAAUGGCAAUUCGAUUGCAGCGCUUUUGUUCCGGUGGGACUGAAACCUAGCGUGAAGAAACUUCUCAACGACAUUCUCUUUGAAAUUGACAAGCAAAAGCAUCAGGAUUCUAUUUUAUCGUCAUGGGACGAAAGGCAGCUCAUCGACCAACUCCGAAGAUCACUAGCGACCAAGAGGUACUUCAUCGUGAUUGAUGAUAUAUGGGAUACAGAAGCGUGGGAAAUAAUCAGAUGUGCUCUUGUUGAUAAUAAUUGUGCAAGCAGGAUAGUCACAACUACUCGUAUUCUCGAGGUUGCGACAAAAACCGGUGAAGUAUACAAGCUAAAACCACUUUCUCAUGAUUUAGCUGAGGAACUAUUUCAUACAAGAUUGUUUGGUGGCAAAAACAAAGGCGCUUGUCAUCAGCCAGCAGAGGUAUACGAGAAAAUGUUGCAUAAAUGUGGUGGUGCACCGUUGGCUAUAAUCACAAUGGCUAGCUUGCUUGUUGGUAAACCAGUGGAGUUUUGGUCUAAGGUGUACAACUCAAUUGGUUUUGGAAAUGAAGAUAACAAAGAUGUCAACAACACGAGGAAGAUACUUUUAUUUAGCUACUAUGAUCUGCCUUGCUAUCUAAGGACUUGCUUAUUGUAUAUGAGCAUAUAUCCAGAAGAACAUCUAAUCGAGAAAGAUAGUCUGAUAUGGAAGUGGGUUGCCGAGGGUUUUAUUCAUGAGGAAGCAGGGGUAGGAUUAUAUGAGAUUGGUGAAAGAUAUUUCAACGAGCUGAUAAAUAAAAGCAUGAUACAACCGGUAGAUUCCCACCCGUAUGAUCGCACCAUUACAGGUUACUACGACAUCAUUACGGGUUGCCGUAUUCAUGAUAUGGUUCUUGACAUGAUCUGUCGGUUAGCAAAGGAAGAAAACUUUGUCACUGCAUUGUACAAUAAUGAGCAACAAGCAUAUACAGUACAUCACAAUGUCCGUAGGUUAGCUGUUGGAGACAAAAACUGUCUGGCUAACACAUGUAUGCCACAAAUAAGGUCAUUUAAUGUCUUGAGUAGCGAUGUUAAGCUGCCAUCGCUUUCAUGCUUUCAAGUUUUACGUGUCCUAGCUCUAGAACGUGAUACCUCUUCUGAACAUGACACUACUUGCCUUGAGCAUCUUGGAAAGUUAGUUCACUUGAGGUAUCUUGGACUAAGGAAUAUAAAUAUCAGUGAGCUCCCAAAGGAAAUAGGAGAUCUAAAAUUCUUACAGAUGUUGGAGAUGAAGGAUUGCAACAAACUACUGAAACUGCCACAGGGUAUUGGUCAAUUAAGUCAAGUCAAGUGCCUGCGUGUUUACGCGGACCGGUUUUCGAUGCUGCAAUGUCUGGAAGACACAGCACUAGACUGGAUCAGAAACCUGACAUCUCUGGAAGAGUUAUGCUUAUUGAAUGUCAGUGAGUCCUCAAACUUUGUGAAUGAUCUCGGAAAGCUGAAAGAGUUGAGGAAGCUUUGCAUUGUAUCUUUACGGUUGAAGAGUGCGAGCUUGAUAAAAGAUUGGGAGGAGUCUCUAGCCAAACUGCAGAAAAUUCAGGUCAUAGACAUUGGUUGGUUUAUAUAUAAAGAAGAAGGUGAUGACACCUACUGCCGAGAAGGCUAUGCCCCCCCUCGCCAACUCCGUGUUCUGCAUAUGCAGUACAAACAACCUGGGCUGCCUAUAAAGAUUAGUCCAUCUCUUCAACCAAACCUCUCCCACUUAUCAUUACAAGUGAAUGCUCUAGAUGUGGAGAUCUUUGGAAGGUUCCCAGAGCUCGUUACUCUCCAGCUGGAUGUGAAUACUUAUCACUAUGAUGUCACGGGAGCUCCAGGUGCAUUCCCCAAGUUGAGAGCUUUCAAGACGGAUGGAACGCCCCGUUUCCUUGGAGUAAUGCCAAACCUUGAAUAUCUAGAGUUCGUCGUCUCAGUUAUGGACCUCAACACUAAACCUGACUUUGGUAGCUUGGUGAAUCUCCCUAUGCUUCGGAGAGUCGUAAUUCUAGUAUGGUACAACUUCAAUGAAUUCGAUUCAGAGAAGGCUAAGGAUGUGGUGAGGGAGGCAAUCUUUUCCGGCCCCAGCGGUUUCACAUUUGAACUGAAGACGUACUAAGCAAGAUAGCUUGGGGUUUUCUCUACCACACAAAAUUUGUUCAUAUCUUGGAGAGAGCAUCUCAACCGGGCAAAUUUUUGGUAUGUGCAGUACUCAAAGGGGAAAAAACCUUGUAUCGUCAUCUACUCCCUCCGUUCGGAAUUACUUGUCGCACAAAUGGAUGUAUCUAGACGUAUUUUAGUUCUAAAUACAUCCAUUUCCGAGACAAGUAAUUCCGAACGGAGGGAGUAGAAAAUUAACUUUAUGAUCAUUUCUCCCUCCAAAAGGCUUUAUGAGAGGUUAGCUGCAAGCUACAUAUUUCAUCUAGCAUUUGCCUCCUUUCUUUGCAGAACCAGAGCAUGCAUGCAUGCCACAGGUUUCAGUUCCCUCCUUUCCAGGCACUACUUCUAUGGAAGUGGAAUGAAAUGUGUAUGUUGCUUCCUUCUCCGGCCCUCUGGCUGCCUUUCCUUUUUUCCUUUUGAGUUUCAUUUCCAUUAUGGUUAUUUUUUUCUUCAAGUGUGCAGUUAUAGAUGUAAUCCAGUUUGCCGAUGCGAACUGGUUGCCAUACCCAGCUCAGAGAUCUAAUAGGCAAAAGAACUCUCAGGUAUGCCAUGUUCACUUUCAUCAGAGAUACAUGCGGGCAGUUUAUGUACGAGACUUAUGCACCAGAAACAGUCUGACAGCCAGCUGUCCAUAGCUCCCAUCCCAGUGCAGCUCGAUUUACAACUUCUUUUGGACUAUGAGCAUAUCUCGCCAGCAGAGUUGUAGGAACCAAGUAAAGAGUAAAGGUUCUGUGAUGCAGAAUGCUCCUGAAAGUGGAAGGGCUUGUCUGGGGAGACUUCUAGUAACCAAGUAAAGGGAUCCUGUUAGGGAGGAUCAUCCUGUAACUCCUGGCUUGUCUAACAGUUAUGAUUCACAUUCUGCAGGGUGAUGAAAACUGGUUGCAAAUUGAGUUUCAUUCCUACAGCAGAACGAUGGUAUAGUAAAAUGUGAUGGCUGAUAGGAGUUUCUGCUGAUUUUGGUGGGCACCGGAGAAGUUGAAGGAAAAAUACUCUUUUAAAUUCCUAAAAAGGAUGAGAAAAACACUUCUGAAUUUCCAAGUAAACUGCUAGCAGCCAUCGGAGCCGCUUGUGGAGGUGCAUCGGUGUCCAGUUCAGUUCUCCUGUCACCUUUUGGGCUGUGAUCAUUGCUGUGGCCUCCUCUUCAGCACUGUCACAGAUGUGCAAUACAAACUCUGUUUGAACGAGGUUUGGAAUGCUGACACAGUAGGUACAGUCAGAAGGCGUCCACACAAAAUUCCAGCAGCUGGCUAGCCAUGCUCAUCAUAUUCUGUAACAAAAAGAUAGGGAUGUGUAAAGUAAAGAGCAGUUCAGGUACAAGAAAUUUCAUAUGAAUAUGACAACUUGUGUCUGGUGUACUCUGGUUGUGGUCGUCAUGAAACCACUAAUUGAGAGUUUGAUUUCCUUGUAGAUUGAAAUGCCUAUCGAAAAUCUUUAGAACAAAUGCCUAUGGACAAAGCUGUGGAGACGCUGCUGCGGUUGGGUCUGGCGAUUGAGCUGCCAACCAAUGACAGCAUGUCCUCUGUAAUAGUUCUUCCAUGUUCAAAUGUGUACGAGAUUCUCAAAAGCCGUCGGAAAUUCUUAGCAUAGCUCUCAGCAGAGUUGUAGUAACUAAGUAAAGAGUAAAACAUUUUUAUGGGGAGAUUUA